CGGAAAACGGUUGGGAGAAACGUAGCUCUGAUGUAACCGGUCGCAACUUUUAGCUAGCUCAAGUGUGGAGAGGUUCGUGUUUAUAACUGAAGGUUUAAAGGUGUGAAAAAUAAUUGAAUUUAUUAUUUUAGCACACAAAAAGUGCUUAAUAUUAACACAGUAUGCUAAGGACGGUAGUGUGUCGGGCCGGAAGUGGGCUUCUAAAGCACCCAUGCCGGUCCGUCCCGGUGUUUUGGGGGACUCGAGCUCAGCAGCGAUGGGCAUCCAGCCUUCCCAUGAACACGGUGAUUCUGUUCGUGCCGCAGCAGGAAGCAUGGGUGGUGGAGAGGAUGGGCCGCUUCCACCGAAUACUCGAGCCUGGGCUGAAUGUAUUAAUCCCGAUCCUGGACAAAAUCCGCUAUGUGCAGAGCCUUAAAGAGAUUGUGAUCGAUGUGCCAGAGCAGUCUGCUGUAACUCUCGACAACGUGACACUACAGAUUGAUGGAGUUCUGUACCUGAGGAUACUCGACCCCUUUAAGGCCAGUUACGGAGUCGAGGACCCCGAGUAUGCAGUGACCCAGCUGGCACAGACCACGAUGAGAUCGGAGUUAGGAAAACUCACUCUGGAUAAAGUUUUCAGGGAGAGAGAGUCGCUGAACGCCAACAUGGUGCACUCCAUCAACCAGGCGUCUGAUUUCUGGGGGAUUCGCUGCCUGCGCUACGAGAUCAAGGACAUUCACGUCCCACCGCGCGUCAAAGAGUCCAUGCAGAUGCAGGUGGAAGCGGAGCGGAGGAAGAGAGCGACAGUCCUGGAGUCGGAGGGAACGAGGGAGGCGGCCAUCAACGUGGCGGAGGGACGUAAACGAGCGCAGAUCCUGGCUUCUGAGGGAGAGAAAGCAGAGCAGAUCAACAAAGCUGCAGGAGAGGCGAAUGCUUUGUUGGCUAAAGCGGAGGCUAAAGCUCAGGCCAUUAGGCUUCUCUCUGAUGCGCUGACUAAGCAGAAUGGAAACGCAGCGGCGUCCCUCAGCGUUGCCGAGCAGUACGUCUCCGCUUUCUCCAACCUGGCCAAACAGACGAACACCAUCAUCCUGCCGUCCAACACGGGAGACAUCUCCAGCAUGGUCACACAGGCCAUGGCUAUUUACGGGACUUUAGCCAAGCCACAAAGCCCCGGCUCGGCGGAGGUGGAUCCCGUACACACGGACGACGAGUUCCAGUUUAACGCGGUGCCCGAGACGACGAGACCCGAGUCCUCCUCCGGUCAAUAAGAUCGACGCGUUUCCCACUUUUGGACAUGUUUAUUCCAAAAACAAAUCCUUUGCCAUUCUGUUAAAUAUGUACGUAAUUGAAAUAAAAUUACAUCAUUUUGCGAGCCGUUUAA
Ictalurus punctatus (channel catfish) is the source of this 1360-nucleotide messenger RNA. It is a transcript of the gene stoml2, whose product is annotated as stomatin (EPB72)-like 2. The record is from RefSeq and is a predicted model, not a curated record. The coding region runs from base 162 to 1247 and encodes 361 amino acids. The transcript has 10 exons. Gene Ontology annotation, cellular component: membrane. NCBI's taxonomy places the organism in Eukaryota, Metazoa, Chordata, Actinopteri, Siluriformes, Ictaluridae.